Molecule: messenger RNA, 1656 nt
Organism: Neoarthrinium moseri
Lineage: Eukaryota; Fungi; Ascomycota; Sordariomycetes; Amphisphaeriales; Apiosporaceae
Exons: 4
Coding region: 1-1656 (551 amino acids)
Source: RefSeq, a predicted model, not a curated record
AUGGGAUCGCCUAACAUUAGACGCUGUCUUAGGACUCUCGUACUAACCAUACUGGCUUCGCCGGCAUUUGCCGAUUGGCAAGUUGGUCAAACAGUCCAGACUUCGAGCGGGCCGGUCAACGGCCACGCUGCGAAGAACGCCAAAGGCGUCUCCGAGUAUCUGGGUAUCCCAUACGCGGAACCGCCUGUCGACGACCUGCGGUGGGCGGAACCCGUCAACUACGAUGGCACUGAAACCGUGAACGGCACGGCAUUUGGAUUCGCGUGCAUGCAGCCCGGGUUUAGUAUAGGCAGCACAGGGAUCAGCACACGACAGAUACUACCGAAUCUCAACCUCACAGUACCAGGAAUUGCACUGCUCGAGUCGUAUGCGAGAACUGUACCACCACAGAGCGAGGACUGCUUGACUCUGAACGUCUGGACGAAGCCUCAGACAGGAGAUGCUAAGAAAGCUGUCAUGGUUUGGAUCCAUGGAGGCGGAUGGACCACAGGAAGUUCAGGUAUUUCCUGGUAUAACGGCCAGUUCUUCGCAGACGAAGAAGACGUCGUCAUCGUGAGUAUCAAUUACCGACUCAACAUCUUUGGCUUCCCUGGAAACCCAGACGUGACACCCAACCUUGGUCUCCUGGACCAGAGGCUAGCCAUAGAAUGGGUUCGGAAUAACAUCGAAGCCUUUGGGGGUGACCCGGAACGCAUUGUCCUGUUUGGCCAGAGUGUUGGGGGCGCGUCCGUCGAUAUGUACACGUACGCGUGGACAUCUGAUCCCAUUGUGAAGGGAGUCAUUGCCCAGAGCGGUGUCGCCUGGUCGUUUCCAAUCCAGACUCAGGAUACGGCCACAGAUCAGUGGCAGGAUGUGGCCAAAAGCCUCGGGUGCACUGGGGACCCAUCUGAGACGCUGGAUUGUAUGCGAAAACUUUCAGCGCAGAAGCUUGUCAAGGCAGACCAGGUCGCCCAAAAGUUUGGCACCAUCUCGGAUGAGAAGCUCGUCUUCUCAGACUACCCGUCACGGAAGCCAGCAGCUAUCCCGGUGGUCGUCGGCCAUACGGACUUUGAGCCGGGCCUCAACCGGGCCCUCUCGACAGUCGAGCUUGCUGAAAGCGUGUGGGACAACCAACAGCACAAUAUCUGGCAAUGCCCAACGGCACAGCGUACGGCAUAUAGUGUGAAUAAUGGAGUCCCGACGUGGCGGUAUCGAUGGUUUGGAGCCUUCCCCAACACGAUCUUAAGCAAUGAUCCACCGAGCGGCGCCUACCAUACAUCAGAGCUCCCUAUCCUGUUCGGUACAGUUCUACAGACCGUGGUGGCCAGCACACCCGCAGAGAAUGACAUCUCCUCCUAUAUGCGUGGCGCUUGGGCGGCUUUCGCCAAGGAUCCUGAGAAGGGGCUUCUAUCCUACAGUGACGGAUGGCCCCAAUACACUGCCGAUGGGGACACACUGGUCCAGCUUGCCUUCGACAGUAGCAAAGGCACAAACCUCGCGGACGGAGCCUCGUUCGAUAGCGGCUGCAGCGUUCCAAGUAGCACAGGUACGCCAUCCGGAACUGGAACUUCCACUCCGACGCCGACGCCUUCUAAUCUGUCAGGCCAUGAUGUUGUUCCAUCACCAGCGAAGGUUCUAGCUGCAGUACUCGCCUGCAUACUUCUUGCGACUCUGUAG